Molecule: messenger RNA, 2007 nt
Organism: Zeugodacus cucurbitae (melon fly)
Lineage: Eukaryota; Metazoa; Arthropoda; Insecta; Diptera; Tephritidae
Exons: 6
Coding region: 159-1589 (476 amino acids)
Cellular component (GO): early endosome; membrane
Source: RefSeq, a predicted model, not a curated record
UUAGCUGCUUACAAAGAUAAAAUAGUACAAAAAAGAAUUAAAUAAAUUACAUUAUAUCAGGGAAGAAUUGUAGUAAAUAUAAUUACUUAAUUAUUGUAAUAAAUAUUAUUCUAAAAAUCCACACGUUAUAAAAAUGAAUGUUAUUCUGAUAUAAACAGAUGAAAUGCUACACUUCUAAUAUUAAAAAAUUAUGGAUACAUUUCAUAUCGCAAAGAACAUUAAAGGAUAUAUCUCAUAGAAGCAAUUGCAAAACAAGUAAUAUAAAAUUUAAAGAUCAAGGUGUGAUAUUAUUAUUAAUAGUGCCCAGUAGAAUGGAUGGUAGUGCAGAACUAACGGCAACACAACAUACAAAAUAUCAAAAGUUGGCUAGUGAAUACUCAAAACUGCGAGCACGGGCAGGUGUAUUGCGAAAUGCUGUUUUGGAUGAACAGUCAAAAGGAGAGAGUUUACGUGAACAACUACGACAAAGUGAAACUGCACUUCGUCGAUCUGAGCAGGAAGUCGACUCAUUAGGUUUUCGUAAUAGACAACUAGAGCACAGAGUUGCGGCUCUUCAAGACGAAAUCGCAAAACGGGAGGGACGUACUAAAACCGAUAAAGAGCAUUUACGAAAGCAUACAUUAGCUGGAAAAAGUGAUGUUGCUGUCGCAGAUGGCGUAGGUGAUUUGGGACAAGAUGCUCUAAUUUUCGAAGAACUGCAAAAGAAAAUUAUGGAAAAUGCAAAUCUUACUACAAUGGUUGACGACAAGGAACGUGAGUUGCAAAUUUAUAGCGAACGUUUGCUGAAUUUGCAACAAAUGCUAGAUAAACGAAACACAGAUUUCGUCGAGUUAGAAAAGCGUUUUCGACGAGAUUUUGAAACAUUACAAAAGAGAAAUACGGAGUUAGAAAAUAAGCUUGUUGACGCGAUAAGUAUGUUGGGAAGUGAGGAUGCUCUGAGUGUUUCUGGGAGUGAUCAUACACCCUUACAUGUUGCUCUACAACCACAUGAUCAAUCAACAACGUUAUCUACAACAUCUGUGCCAACAGCUGAAGAACGUAUUUGUAACCUGGAAAAAGAGAUGUUUCACUGGCGUACUCAAUAUGAAAUUUUAAAAUGUAAUGAAGCGGUUAUGUUGAAAGACGAAAAAAAUGGCAUGUAUGAAAAUAACGUCACAUUCUCGUCAGCUGCUAAUCCAGAGAAAAGCAAUUGUAGCUGUAGCAGUGCAGCGGCUGGUUUGAUGGUUAAGUAUUGUUCAACGGAAACGAAAAGCGCACGUGACUCUUAUAAAGAAUCGACACUACCACCCACAAAGGAACAACUUGUUUAUAACAGUUUUUGUCACAAAUUUGAAAAUCUUUUGAAAUCGAAGUACAUAGCUGAAUCUCGAAUAUUUUCAUAUGAAACAGAAUUAGAACAUUUUCAAAUAUGUUUAGAAAAUGCGACGCAUGAGUUAAAAGCAAAGGAUGAGCAGAUGGAAAGCAUAAACCAGGCAUUAAAAAUGCUAGAGGAAGAUUUGACGACUACGCGGAUUAAUUAUGACGAGCAAAUCAGUGUGCUUACAGAACAGGUAAUUAACUUAAGUGAGCAACUUGCCGCCUCAAAAUAGAAGCAAAUAUUUCCUUAAAAUCCCUUGGCAUACAACCAAUUUAACUCGCAAACAUACACCGUUCAAACGAUAAACAAUAAUUGUAAAUUUUUCAAGGUUUAAUUGAAUAUUAUUGCAAUGUAUGCAAGUAUUUAUGAUCCCAUUGUUGAACAUUUAGGUAUCUUAAAACAUGUUCCAGUGGCAGCUCGUGUUCACUGGGACAAUAUCUAAUUACACGUUGUGUAUGUAGCAUAAAAUAUUUAAAAGUUAAAAAUUUGUGUAACAUGUAAAACUUUGUAAAUUAAAGAAAUAUAUUUAAUAACAAGCGGAUUAAUUCAUAUUUUCUAAAUGUAUAACUUUAUAACAUUUGUAAGCAUUAAUAAAUGGCAAUAUAUAUGACAUUUAUGAAAGCAGAAUAAAAAUGAAAUUUAUAUCUAUA